Alligator mississippiensis (American alligator) is the source of this 625-nucleotide messenger RNA. RefSeq names its product galectin-7-like. The transcript has 4 exons. Lineage: Eukaryota; Metazoa; Chordata; Crocodylia; Alligatoridae. Bases 79 to 510 code for a protein of 143 amino acids. The record is from RefSeq and is a predicted model, not a curated record. Gene Ontology annotation, molecular function: carbohydrate binding.
UUGGCAUAUAAGGGGCUGUCUUUGCUGCCGGACCCCAGCUGGCUGACUCGGCUGGGCAGAGAGAGACGUGCAGCGACCAUGGCUCUCAAGUCUGUCACCAGCUUGACCGCCCCCUGCUCCCUGGCUUUGGAUGACUGUUUUGGCCCCUGUACGGGGGUGAGAAUCCAGGGCUCUGUGCCAAAUGACUGCCAGAGGUUCGCUGUGAACUUCAGCUGUGGGGAGGAGCCCAACUGCAAUAUAGCCUUUCACUUCAACCCCCGCUUCGACCAGAACUCUGUGGUGUUCAAUAGCUUCCAGAACCACAGCUGGCAGUGUGAGCAGGUGAUGGAGGGGAACCCGUUCAAGCAUGGGGCUUCCUUCCUGCUGGAGUUCUACAUCACUGACCAGCACUUUGAGGUUGUUGUGAACAAGAAGGUGUUCGGGCAAUUCAAGCACCGCAUCCCCCUGUGUGAAGUGAAGGUCCUGGAGAUCAAGCCCGAGGUGCAGAUUCAGAAGAUUGAGCUCUUCUAGGUUGUCCCAGAACACAGGAAACCCCAGGAAUGGGGACCCUGCACUGGGGAUCCUGCAGGGAUCUGCUGAUGGAGGUGGAGCGUUACCAAUAAAGUAGCCUCUGGGCUCUCCCCUA